Sander lucioperca (pikeperch) is the source of this 3210-nucleotide messenger RNA. Its product is annotated as transcriptional activator protein Pur-beta-like. Gene Ontology annotation, cellular component: nucleus. The record is from RefSeq and is a predicted model, not a curated record. Lineage: Eukaryota; Metazoa; Chordata; Actinopteri; Perciformes; Percidae. Gene Ontology annotation, molecular function: purine-rich negative regulatory element binding; RNA polymerase II transcription regulatory region sequence-specific DNA binding; DNA-binding transcription factor activity, RNA polymerase II-specific. The transcript has a single exon. Gene Ontology annotation, biological process: regulation of transcription by RNA polymerase II. Bases 185 to 1117 code for a protein of 310 amino acids.
UUUUAAUAGACAGGCAGGAUACUUGUCCAAUAAAAAUGCAAGCCCUCUAUCUGAUGUUGUAAUUGGCAACAACAGCUGCCAAUCAGAGCCCAGUAACCAGCGUCCGGUUUCCUCAGCGAGCUCGGAAAGCAAGGGGCGGUGGGGGGUCAAAGAUACGCAGAGAAACGGGCUGCUGGUGGCGAAGAUGGCGGAUGGGGACAGUGGCAGUGAGCGCGGUGGUGGAGGCAGCAGCAGCGGCGGAGGGGGAGGAGGAGGAGGCGGCAGCGGAUUUCAGCAAUACCAGCGGGAAGUGGAGACCCAGGAGCUGGCCUCGAAGCGGCUGGACAUUCAGAACAAACGCUUCUACCUUGAUGUAAAGCAGAACGCCAAAGGCCGGUUCAUCAAAAUCGCCGAGGUUGGCGCUGGGGGCUCGAAAAGUCGGCUGACCCUCUCCAUGUCAGUUGCGGCAGAGUUCCGCGACUACCUGGGGGAUUUCAUAGAGCACUACGCCCAGCUUGGGCCUAGCACCCCGGAGCAGAUCGCUCAAUCAUCCGGUGGGGAUGACAGCGGGCCUAGACGGGCCCUAAAGAGCGAGUUCCUGGUGCGUGAGAACCGAAAAUACUACCUCGACCUGAAGGAGAACCAGCGGGGUCGGUUUCUCCGGAUACGGCAGACCGUCAACCGAGGCCCCGGUUUCGGAGUUGGAGUGGGUGGCAUCCCCGGGGCUGGUCUGCAGGCCGGACAAACCAUUGCACUACCGGCUCAAGGCUUAAUAGAGUUUCGUGACGCUUUGGCCAAGUUGAUAGACGACUACGGGGGAGAUGAGGAGGAGCUGGCCGGCGGUGGAGGGGCCGGGGGCUACAGCGAGCUUCCGGAGGGCACCUCGAUCAUGGUGGACUCCAAGCGGUUCUUCUUUGACGUUGGGUCCAACAAGUACGGAGUUUUCUUACGGGUGAGCGAAGUGAAGCCCAGUUACAGAAACUCUAUAACAAUCCCCUUCAAGGCGUGGAGCAAGUUCGGGGGAGCGUUCAGCCGCUACGCCGAGGAAAUGAAAGAGAUCCAGGAGCGGCACCGGGAUAAGAUGUACGAGAGGAGAGUCGGAGAGGAGUCGGAGGGCGACGACGUGGACGACGAUUGAUGGAGAGGUGGUUACAUGUGAUGAAGCUGACAACAUGAUGCAAAGCCUGGCGUUAAACAAAGAGAGAUGAACGACUAUUCUGUGCAUGACGAAUCGAACUUUACAAUGCUAAAACAACGGAGUAAAAUUAAAAAUGUGUAUAUUUGACUGAUAAAUCACUGUCUACAUAAGGAAUCAUGUCCUAAAGUUUAGGUCGAUGUUAUAGCUAAAUGAGUGCGAACUGCAUAGUCAGCUCCUGUAUGAGAUUCCCCAUUGAUAAAUAUAUAUAUAUAUAUUGAUUUUUCUAUUUGAUAACCUCCCAUGUAGCCCAACUAAUUAAGUUUGACAGUGCUCAAGAUACACCAAUAGGUUACCAGACCCACUUCCUGCUUGAUAUCCCUGCAGAGCUCACCUGGUGCUGACCUGUAGUCUGUGUGAUGAUAAUAAGGAUAAGUGUGAAACGUGUGACAUAUUCAUACCAACAGGUGCAGAGUGGGAGUGAGACUGAGCACUUGCAUCACUCACCAUGGCUGUGUGUGUUUUUGUCUAUAAUGACCUGUAACGAACGGCUUGCCCACAGACCCACACCAAGAGUCACUGUCUCAGCUAUAGGGGGCAUCCUUGGCAUCUCAGGACAUCCACUCAGCCCAGCGAGGUCUUAUAAGGUGAUCUUUACAAGCACAUGACUCAUUUGGAUCCUCUGGACAAUCCAAACGAGUCCAAAUGACCUCUUCCCUCCCUCUCUCCUUCCUGGGCAUCCCUUAGGUGCUAACCACCUGCUCCGAUAGCUGAAACGUGGUGAGGCCUCCUCACACGUGGCUUGUUUUGUCUCAGGGCUGGCUGGUCCAAUCUGUAUUUUUGGGUAUAUCAGCAUUACCUGUGCCUGUGCAUCAUCUUUUUAGAGGUUCUGGGUGCAGAGCUGGUCAGCCAGUAGCUGCAGUCGAGACGUCUUUGGCAACUGAUGAUGUCUCAUAUGAUGCAGUCCCAUGUUUGACCCCUGUUACCUUUUUGUCAAAGGGGACGGGGCGAGCUCAGGCCUCUAGCACUGGUCACGAUUUUUCGAAUUAAAGUUAAUAUUGCCGAACUUAAGCUAUGGUCUUAAGGGAAUUGACCUUGUUGGCUUAUUUAGGGUGCAUAAGAAGAAAAAAGAAAAAAAAUAUACUGGAAGAGAUUUACUUACUAAAAAGAUCAAGUAUAGAUAGAACUUAUUUUUCAAAAAAGAUAUAUUGAAAUGUGUCUUCGAAAUAUGAGACAUUUAUUAGCUAAUGCUGCCUAAAGUGGCUUAUUUAAAACACUAAACUUGGAUGCAACUGUCCAAGAUGAUAUUUCAUACCUGCUUUUUUUCCUAACAUUUCUGUUAUUCCUUAGAGGAAAUUAAGAAGAUUACAACAAAUUGAUAAAGUAUGUUAUAGCAAUUUCUAGAAACAACUUCAUUGAAGAAGUUUGUCAGCAAACACUAAGCACUCCAGUUCACUUUACAUAGCAUCAAGUUGUCCCCUCGUUUCAGUCCACCCGUUACCAUUUUUGUCACAAACUGGCUUUCCAUCAGUUGCCAUACGACGCACACAAACACCUGCAAUCAUCAACAUUUUGUCUUUAGUGCUCCUUUUUAAAAAAUAUGAAUUUUUGCAUGCCUGCUCUUACGCGGAGCUGCCUUGUGUUCUUUUGUUUUGCAUAUUCUGAUUGCUGUAUGAUGGUAUUUAUCCAUUUUUGAGAGCGGUUUCAAGUUUUAUUUCUUGCAAUGGAAAAGGUUUAAAAGUUUACUUCUCAGCCUAAUAAAAAAAAAAAAAAAAGCCACAAAGUUCCGUGCUUUGAGGAAUGUCACAUUCAUUGUCAUUCAUUUCCUUUGGUGUGUAAACCUCUCGUUGAAUUUUACUUUACCCAUUUACACAGCAGAAAAAUGCCAUAUGAAAAAAAUAAACACAUAGGAGCAAUAGUUUCAUUUUAUUUUCUAUUGAUAUAAAUAUACUAUAUAUAAUAUUACACGUGAGAUUGAACUACAUCCUUCUUCCUGUACUGUGUUAUGUGAAAUGGCAGCUGUUUCAGUCAUGUGUGUUCUGCUGUAAUAUACCAAGUUCCUUUCAACAAGAAAUAAAAAAGGAUUUUGCUCAGGA